AUGUUGGAGAAUGUGAAGAACUGUAUCCUGUGGGUGGUACGCCCCACUGGAGCAGGGGAAGAGCAUGAGGAGGAAGAGAAUAACACAUUGCUUAAAAUGGACAUAAAUGGAAAGUCCAGAACUACCCUAUCUACCCUCCCUGUACCUCUUGCAGAGGUCAGUUCUGCAGGCAAAACAGAAGCAGAGAAACCACGAUGUUCCAGUACUCCCUGCUCACCAAUGCGACAGACAAUUUCAGGCUAUCAGAUCCUUCGCAUGGAUUCUAACUACCUGGUUGGCUUCACGACUGGAGAGGAACUGCUAAAAUUAGCUCAAAAGUAUACAGGAAAUGAAGAUAAUAAAGGGAGAUCUGAGCCUAACUUGCACUCUAAACAGCUCGAUUUAAGACUUGCAUGCUCCUCACGUUUAUACAAAACUAGAAGUAGAUGCUAUCAGCCAUAUGAGAUCCCAGCAAUAAAGGGGAGGAGGAGGAGACGGAUGCCCAGCUCGGGGGAUAAAUGCACUAAGGCUUUAUCAUAUGAACCUUACAAGGCACUUCAUGGUCCCUUGCCUCUUUGCCUUUUAAAAGGCAAAAAGGCUCAUUCUAAAUCCCUGGAGUACCUCAAUUUAGACAAAAUGAGCAUUGAGGAACCUGCUGACACAGACAUGUUACGAUACCAGCUCCAACACCUUACCCUUAGAGGGACCGACCGUAUGUUUGCAAGAAACAAUACUUGA
Molecule: messenger RNA, 717 nt
Organism: Neopelma chrysocephalum (saffron-crested tyrant-manakin)
Lineage: Eukaryota; Metazoa; Chordata; Aves; Passeriformes; Pipridae
Product: UNC119-binding protein C5orf30 homolog
Biological process (GO): negative regulation of fibroblast migration; negative regulation of cytokine production involved in inflammatory response
Source: RefSeq, a predicted model, not a curated record